Molecule: messenger RNA, 1291 nt
Organism: Tigriopus californicus
Lineage: Eukaryota; Metazoa; Arthropoda; Copepoda; Harpacticoida; Harpacticidae
Exons: 4
Coding region: 44-1039 (331 amino acids)
Source: RefSeq, a predicted model, not a curated record
UCUCGAGGGAGGGAGAGGCUUCGGCCGAUAAGAAAAAAGUGCCAUGCCACCUUCGGAGUUUAAGAAAGCAACACAUGUUGUUUCCAGAAUGGCUCUGGCAUCUCCCUCAAAUUCAAGGUCCCCCCAUGGACCGAAAUUCUUUGUCCGUCUCCAGGAAAGCUUGGCCCAAUCACUGAAGGAGAUUGAGGAUGCCAAACCCUCGUCCAUCAAACGGGAUCUUAUGAGGUUAGACUUGUAUCGCAAUGUGUUUCAAGAGCUCGCGAGUCAACUCAAGACCUAUGGAACUUUCUUGGACCGCAUCCGGUUGGAGUACGAGAGGCGUUUGCAAUAUUUGGAAAAGCGCUUGGCUUGUGCUGAAUCCGACAGAACCAGACUCCAGAACGACUUCAAGGAACUGCAAACCAGUCUUCUGGAGCAAGUUGACCCCAUGAGUGCGGGAAGAGUGGGAUUUAUCGAAUCAGGUGGAAAAGAGGAUUCUGGGCACUCCAAGGCUUUGGAAGCAAUGCGUCAACGGGCUCGGUACGCCCAUGCGCUCACCAAAUUGGAAAGAAUGGAAAAGGAGAAGCAUGAACUCCUGGAAUCGUUGGCUAAGAUCGAGGCCGUUAAAAUGGAAUUAGAUCAGAAACUCGAGAAUGAGCAAGCAGCGAAGACUCUGAUGUUCCACGAAUAUGCCGAGCUUCAAACGGAGCUCUCCUGGUACAAAGAGGCACAGAAGAAUCAAGAGGAUCCUGGUGUUCUUCGACUAGCUCUGAAUCAAUCCAGGAAAGAUUUGUCCAAAGUCCAAGGCCUCUUAAAUGACUACACUUUCGGCUUCGACUCGAUCAUUCCUCAAUCCCAAUACGACACCCUAAUGAAAAAAUACGAGAAUUUGGCCCUCGAAUUUGACCGACUCGAUGCCAAAGCGAAAUACUUGUCCAAAGAAAAUGGGGAUCUCGUGUCCUACUUGCGGGAAAUGUCUGUGGAACUUGAGAAACUGCGCACUGAUGGGAAGCACUCCAAUGCGGAGGACCAAAUUCACAUCCAAGGUCAUGAUUUCUAGUGCACCACUCGGAAUGAUAUCAUAGUCAAUUAAACCCACAAUACGAGCAUUCAUCAACUUUGGAAACGUUUAUUACCAUUUUCAUCCUGGUGGUUGGAGAUAUCAAACGUGCAUUAUGCUCGAGCAUAGUUCAAAUUUAUGGGGUAAUUUGUUGACCUCAAAUCCUGAUAGUCCAUGACUUGUCAGGGUUCUCAGAUUUGUAGUCGGGGAACCAUAAAUUGAAGUUCAGGCUCGACCUUAGAGCAUUGUUCA